Zymoseptoria tritici IPO323 is the source of this 606-nucleotide messenger RNA. RefSeq lists its product as uncharacterized. The annotation marks the transcript as partial. The record is from RefSeq and is a predicted model, not a curated record. The transcript is spliced from 2 exons. Lineage: Eukaryota; Fungi; Ascomycota; Dothideomycetes; Mycosphaerellales; Mycosphaerellaceae.
UUCGCCCAGUAUGAACAGCACAAUACUCCAGUCCCAAGGCUGGUGGGACUGGCCAAAGGCAUCAUCGUGGAGCUGGGACCAGGUACGGGUAGUCAACUUCCGAGAUUCAACCUGGAGACCGUACAGCGAAUCUACGGCGUUGAGCCGAAUGCGGGCAUGUUCGCCUCCUUGCUCGAACGAAUCGAUCAGUCUCCCGGGUUGGAGGACGUAUACGUUCCCAUCCAUGCCGUGAUGGAGGAUGAAGCGCUGCUCGCGGCGAAUGGAAUUCUUCAGGGGACUAUAGAUACGGUCGUAUGUAUGCAAGUCUUGUGUUCCGUCUCGGAUCCCGCCAGGGCCGUCGAGAGGAUCCAUUCGCUCCUGAAACCUGGUGGACAGCUUUUGUUUUGGGAACACGAGGCGAGUUCGGAUACUUGGACCCGGCUUGUGCAGCACAUCUGGAACGUUGUGUGGACUCCGCUCGUUGGUGGCUGCACUCUAGGUCGAGAUAUCGAGGCCGCCAUCUUCGGCUCGGGACGAUGGUCGGUCAUCGAGCUUGUUCAUGAUACGAGUGGGCCGUACAGCUUGAUGCCGAGGGUGUGGGGCCGUUUGAUCAAGAUCGCUGACUGA